AUGCCCAAGCGCAAGCGCGACGAGCCCUCCUCCGCCUUCGACUCUUCUUCCUCUUCCUCCGAACCCGAAACCACAAAACAAUCCAACCGCAACCGCAAUAGUCGCCGCGAUGCAGCCGCCCCAUCCUCCACCUCCUCCGCCAAACAACGCAAACAACUCCCCACCCGCCUCGAGCAGGCCAAGAAGGAGCUCGUCAAAGCGCUGAAGAUCGCGCGCGGCUUCGAGCGGCAGAAGCUGUCGCGCCGGCGCAAGGCGGCAGAGAAGGAAAACAAAGCUGGUGAUGUGCAGAGGAUUGACGCCGAGAUCGAGGCGCUGAAAAAGAUCGAGUAUCAGAAGCUGGCCGAGGCGCAUUUGUACAAGACGUUGUGCAAGAUUAAGAGCGUGAGGGAGCAUGAGGCGUUGCCGCCGUGGGUGAGGGAGGGGGAGGGGGAGAAGAAGGCUGCGGGAAAGGAGCUGAUGAAUGUGCAGGCGAGGUUGUUUAAUGCGAAUCCGACGAAGGAGGCUAUGGCGGUGGUGGUGAGGGAUGUGAGGGCGAUUUUGGGGGUGGAUGAGGUGGUGAAGGGGCCGCAGGCGAAGAGGGCGAGGGGGGAGGAGGCUGCGAAGGAGAAGGGGAAGGGGAAGAAGAAGAAGGUGGAGGUGGAAGAGGAGUCGUCUGAGGACGUGGAGGAGGGAGUCGGCGAAGGGGAGAGUGGGGAGGAGGAGAACGAGGGAGAUGAUGCUGAGUGGGACAGCGAGGAGUUUGCUGGCUUCUCCGACCGCAUAGCUGGGUCGUCGGACUCGGAGUCUGAAGAGGAGGAUGUCGAGACUGCGCUGAAGAAGCGGCCGUACAAACCCGUCCGUGACUUGUCCUUCACGCCUCCGUCUUCGCGCGAGGCGUCGCCGUCGGGUUCGUCUGAGCCGACUUUCUCGGAUGACGAAGAGGAGGAGGACGCGUCUCCAGAACCGGCGCCGAAGGCGAAGUCGAAGUCGAAAGAGAAGGCGCCGGUUGUGACGAACAAGUCCACAUUUCUCCCUUCGCUCUCGGCUGUUGGCUACAUCAGCGGCUCGGAAUCGGAGGCCGAGGAUUUGGACGAAGAGAUCGCGCCUCAGAAGAAGAACCGCCGUGGCCAGCGUGCACGACAGCAGCUGUGGGAGAAGAAGUACGGCAAGGGCGCGAAGCAUUUGGCCAAGCAAAAGAACGAUAGGAAUGCCGGCUGGGAUGCGAAGCGCGGCGCAGUCGACGGCGACAGAGGGAAGAAGGGCAAGUUUGGAAGAGACAGCAGGGGCGGCGGCUUCAAACCUGGUGGCCGUGGUCCUCAGGCUACCGACGCGAACACGGUGGAGCUGGGCAAGAAGAAGAACCACAGAGACGACGGUGGCAAGCUUCACCCCAGUUGGGAGGCUGCGAAGCUGGCCAAGGAGAAGGCGAAGCUUGGUAAUGUGCAGUUCCAGGGCAAGAAGGUCACGUUUGAUUGA
Messenger RNA from Lasiodiplodia theobromae, 1455 nucleotides. Its product is annotated as Cellular morphogenesis protein. Gene Ontology annotation, biological process: maturation of SSU-rRNA. NCBI's taxonomy places the organism in Eukaryota, Fungi, Ascomycota, Dothideomycetes, Botryosphaeriales, Botryosphaeriaceae. Gene Ontology annotation, cellular component: 90S preribosome; nucleus. The coding region runs from base 1 to 1455 and encodes 484 amino acids. The record is from RefSeq and is a predicted model, not a curated record. The transcript has a single exon.